AUGUUAAGAGCUGCUUUGCUACACUACCUGAGGAACAAGGACAUGCAACUGGACGCCCGGGCCCCAAAACCUGAGGAUCCUGUUUUCGGAAAUGUCCCCGACCAAGGCCCAGCCAUUAACGACGACGUCGACGACGAUGAUGAUGGAUUCGGCUACAAUGAGUACGAAGCGGCUGGACUCGUGUCACAGCACAACCCAGCAGCCGGAAUCAGUGGUCGCCGUCUGCUCGCAAUCAAGCAAUGUCCGCCACUCCAAUAUGUCAUCGAGCAUGCACAGCAGGUCCAUCCUCCUUCACAAAUGGCUAUCAGAACAUGUUCUUUGAAGCCAGAAUUUGAAGAUGGAUGGGUCCUCGAUCUGGACUACCUUGGAGAUGAGGGAGAUGGUUUACCUUAUUACCAUGCUCGUGUAAAGCCGGCCCCGGAAGAGGAUACAGAGACAUCUAUUCACUCGCCCAGCCCCGCGCCAGUUUUGCCUGCUCCGUCCCACCCUCCGGCUGUCAUUGCAUUACAGAUACCCUCGGCGCCCUCUCAGCCUCCGACCGACCCUACACCACAGGCGUCGCCAGCGUCCUUCCACCCUGCGGCCGAAUAUGAUGGGGAACUGCUGGACAAUAUAUGUCCAGCUCACCUUUUCCGUGUCCCAUGCCAAUUGAAUGAGACGUGCCGUCGUCUAAAGCUAUGCACAGUCAGUCGCUAUCCCCAUUGA
Molecule: messenger RNA, 705 nt
Organism: Aspergillus lentulus
Lineage: Eukaryota; Fungi; Ascomycota; Eurotiomycetes; Eurotiales; Aspergillaceae
Source: RefSeq, a predicted model, not a curated record